Aspergillus ibericus CBS 121593 is the source of this 1194-nucleotide messenger RNA. Its product is annotated as DUF803 domain membrane protein. The coding region runs from base 1 to 1194 and encodes 397 amino acids. Gene Ontology annotation, biological process: magnesium ion transport. Gene Ontology annotation, cellular component: membrane. NCBI's taxonomy places the organism in Eukaryota, Fungi, Ascomycota, Eurotiomycetes, Eurotiales, Aspergillaceae. Gene Ontology annotation, molecular function: magnesium ion transmembrane transporter activity. The transcript has 7 exons. The record is from RefSeq and is a predicted model, not a curated record.
AUGUGCAGGUAUAUCGGCCUUAUUCUGGCCAUUACAUCAACAAUGGCUAUCGGUACUAGUUUUGUCAUUACGAAAAAGGGCUUGAUGCAGGCAUCCGAGAGGCAUGGAUUUGAAGGAGAAGGUUUCUCAUAUCUCAAAAGUCCCAUUUGGUGGGGUGGUGUGGUUACAUUGGCUGUUGGAGAGAUCGCCAAUUUCGCCGCAUACGCCUUCGCACCCGCCAUUUUGGUCACGCCAUUAGGUGCGCUAAGUGUCUUGAUCGGUGCCGUUCUGGGCUCAUAUUUUCUCAAGGAAAGACUGGGGGUUCUGGGGAAGCUCGGAUGUGCCAUGUGUCUGCUGGGCUCGGUUGUGAUCGUCCUUCACGCGCCCCCGGACAAGCCAGUGGAAAGAAUUGAUGAGAUCUUGGGCUACGCGCUACAGCCAGGAUUCUUAAUCUACUGUCUUGCAGUUGCGAUAUUCUCUACAGUCAUGAUUUACCGCGUCGCUCCCGUAUACGGCAAAAGAAACCCUCUGAUUUAUAUCUCGAUCUGCUCCACAGUCGGCUCCGUAUCUGUCAUGUCUAUUAAGGCAUUUGGUAUCGCGGUGAAGCUUACCUUGGGAGGUAACAAUCAGUUCACGCAGGCUUCGACCUAUGUUUUUAUGAUCGUCACGGGAUUCUGCAUUUUGACGCAGAUGAAUUACAUCAACAAGGCCUUGAACCAAUUUUCUACAUCGAUUGUCAACCCUCUCUACUAUGUCACAUUCACAACUGCGACUUUGUGCGCCUCUUUCAUUCUUUUCAAGGGGUUCAACACGACCGAUGCUGUUAACACGAUUUCAUUGCUGUGUGGAUUCUUGAUUAUUUUCUCCGGUGUAUAUCUCUUGAAUCUAUCCCGGCAUGACCCGGAUGGGCGACAAAUGCUCAACUCGAAGCUCGACGAUGAAGGGAUUCCCACGGACGGAAUUGCCGGUUUUCACACUCGGCGUUCGAUGCAAUCCCGUCGCAGCAACGAGCCUCACCGUCGGAGCUCCUCGGGCGCUUAUAUGAACGGCCACGGAGACCGUGAAGGGCUCAUGCGCGCCUACGAUGUCGAGAACCAGGCAUUCGGGCUCUCCGACUUGGCCGGAGACAGCGACGGAGAGCCCGGUCCUACGUAUAAGCGAAGUGAAGAGGUAGAUCGCUCUUCUCAACAGCCCAACAAGAAUGCCGUCCUAUAG